CCUUUAAAAUUCUCUUCUUCUCAAAUUAAACCCUGGCUUACUUCUCCAUCCCUCUUCAAAUUUUCAUCUGCAUUACAAAUCAUUAGCAUUUAUUGGGGAACUUUUUUCUGGGUGUCUCUCAUCAAAUUCAUCCACAUUUCAUCUCUCUUUGUAUUCCUUUUUAGCAGCCUUGAUUUUUCAACGUAGCUAUAGGUAGCUUAGUUUUUCAAGAAUAUAAUAUGGCUGCCCCGCCUAGUAGCCACCUGCAGAGUAUGCUGCAGGCAGCGGUGCAGUCGGUUCAGUGGGCUUACAGUCUCUUUUGGAAAAUAUGUCCACAGCAACGGAUCUUAGUAUGGGGAGAUGGGUAUUACAAUGGAGCUAUCAAGACUCGAAAGACAGUGCAACCAAUGGAGGUUAGUGCCGAGGAGGCCUCUUUGCAAAGGAGCCAGCACCUUAAAGAUCUUUAUGAGUCAUUGUCUGCAGGAGAGACCAACCAGCCAACAAAGAGACCUUGUGCAGCUUUGUCUCCGGAGGACUUAACGGAGUCCGAGUGGUUCUAUUUGAUGUCUUUGUCCUUCUCAUUUCCCUCUGGUGUAGGGUUACCGGGAAAGGCAUAUGCACGGCAGCAGCAUGUAUGGCUCACCGGUGCAAACGAGAUUGACAGCAAAAUUUUUUCAAGGGCUAUUCUUGCCAAGAGUGCAUGUAUACAGACUGUAGUAUGCAUCCCUCUUCUUGACGGUGUUUUGGAGCUAGGAACGACUCAGAAGGUUCAAGAGGACAUUGGAUUUGUCCAACGAGUGAAGAGCUUCUUUACUGACCACCAUCUUCCUCUUCCUCCACCGUCAAAACCAGCUCUCUCCGAACACUCAACUUCUAACCCCGAGACUUACUUAUUAGAUCAACCUCACUUCCAGUCUUCCAUGCCUUUCAUAUAUGGGAUCACAGAUCCUCGCACCAGUGACGACCAAGACGAUGACGGUGAGGAGGAGGAGGAGGAGGAGGAGGAGGAGGAGGAGGAAGAUGACGAUGGCAAAGAGGAAGAAAGGUCUGACUCAGAAGGAGAAACAGGUCGAGAAACUCCCUCAGUACGUACUCGAGCACAAAACGCUGAAACAGUAAUAACAGCAGGUGCAGAGCCAAGCGAACUGAUGCAAUUGGAGAUGUCGGAGGAUAUUCGGCUUGGCUCGCCGGAUGAUGGGUCUAAUAAUUUGGAGUUAGAUUUCCAGUUGAUCAGAUCAGGGAAUAUUCCGGCGGUUCAUCAGAGUCGAGAAGACUCGUUUAGAGCGGAGUCGACUCCUUUGAGUAGUAGUCUUCAACCAUCAGCUGCAGCAGGACCACCUCCACUGGAAACGAUGGUGCAAGAAGACACUCACUAUUCCCAAACGGUCUCCGGCAUCCUUCACAGGCAGCCUAUUCAGUGGGCCGAGCCAUCCUCCGUUGCUUACCUCUCAUACUCCAACCAAUCAGCUUUCACUAAAUACACAAAUCGAUGCCCUGAUCACGUCCUUCACUUGCCCAUCGAAGGCCCUUCCCAGUGGUUCCUCAAGUACAUUCUCUUCAACGUACCCUACCUCCAUUACAAAUACCGCGAAGAAAAUUCACCCAGGUUACGUGACGGCAACACUGCUAAUCGCUUUCGCAAAGACGGUGCCGCUCAGGAUGAGCUCAGUGCCAAUCACGUCCUCGCCGAGCGCCGACGUCGGGAGAAGCUCAACGAGAGAUUUAUAAUACUAAGGUCGCUAGUACCGUUCGUCACAAAAAUGGAUAAGGCCUCGAUAUUAGGGGACACCAUUGAGUAUGUCAAGCAGCUCCGUGAAAAGAUUCAAGAGUUGGAAGCUCGUAAUCAACAGAUGGAGAUUGAGCAACAAUCAAGAUUCGCACACCUACCGCAAACAAUAUCUAGUUUGAAGGACCAAAGGAGAGCAUUAGAUACGAGGAAUUUAAGGUCAGUGGAGGGGAGCGCUGGGUGCACGAAGCCUAAGACGGUGGAGACAUCCCCAGCGCUACCUUUGUUGGAAACAGAGACCAACGUAGAGGUGUCGAUAAUAGAGUGCGAUGCGUUGCUUGAGAUGCAAUGUGGAUACAGAGAAGGGCUGUUGCUUGAUAUAAUGCAAAAGCUUCGGGAACUUCGAAUAGAAACCACGACGGUUCAGUCUUCCUUGAAUAAUGGAGUGUUUGUGGCUGAACUGAGGGCCACGGUAAAAGACAAUGUUGCUGCAAAGAAGGUAAGCAUUAUGGAGGUUAAGAGGGCAAUCCAUCAGAUAAUUCCCAACCCCUAAUGACUGAUUUUUCUUUAUUUGAUAGUUGUAGAUUAGCAAAGGGAAAUAUCUACUUUUCCCCCUUUUCUCUCCCUCGUACAGAUGAUGAUUAUCUUACUUAGCUGUGUAUAAUUGUAGAAACAUGUUAUUGACAGAGUUGAGACCGGGUGGUCAUCCCUCAGAUGUAAUCUCCAAGUACUUGUGACACACAAUGUAUGAUUUCUA
Manihot esculenta (cassava) is the source of this 2462-nucleotide messenger RNA. RefSeq names its product transcription factor BHLH42. Bases 219 to 2258 code for a protein of 679 amino acids. NCBI's taxonomy places the organism in Eukaryota, Viridiplantae, Streptophyta, Magnoliopsida, Malpighiales, Euphorbiaceae. Gene Ontology annotation, molecular function: protein dimerization activity. The record is from RefSeq and is a predicted model, not a curated record. The transcript has 7 exons.